This is a messenger RNA of Penicillium odoratum, 2367 nucleotides long. RefSeq names its product putative actin binding protein. Gene Ontology annotation, cellular component: site of polarized growth; actin filament; cortical actin cytoskeleton. Gene Ontology annotation, molecular function: actin filament binding. Gene Ontology annotation, biological process: regulation of actin filament polymerization. The transcript has 4 exons. The record is from RefSeq and is a predicted model, not a curated record. Lineage: Eukaryota; Fungi; Ascomycota; Eurotiomycetes; Eurotiales; Aspergillaceae. The coding region runs from base 1 to 2367 and encodes 788 amino acids.
AUGGCCUCUCUCAAUUUGUCGGCCAACGGGCCCUCGAUAUCGAAGAGCUAUCAAUCCGUCGUGAACUCGACUCCUCCCAAGAAUGGCUCACCGACAUAUGCCCAAUGGGCCGUCUUCUCCGUCUCAACCCCACUGGUCAAUGCCUUCCAACAGGACACCGGCAAUAAGGAAAGUGUGUUGAAAGUCCAGAACACUGGUGAGGGUGAAUUGCUCGAUCUCAUCGAUGAAUUCUCCGAAGGUCGCGUACAAUUCGCCUUCGUCAAGGUGACCGACCCUAACACCGGCUUGCCGAAGAAUGUUCUUAUCGCUUGGUGUGGUGAAGGUGUCCCAGAGAGAACAAAGGGCUAUUUCACCAGUCACUUGGCCAGUGUAUCGAAAUUCCUACAUGGGUACCACGUUCAGAUCACAGCACGAGCAGAGGGCCAUCUUUCCCCGGAAGGCAUUGUUCAACGAGUGGCAGAUUCGUCUGGCUCAAAGUAUUCACCGGAAUCGCAGGGACCAGCUCCUACACCGGCACCUCGCCCUCCGGUCGCCAGUAAGCCUGUUUUCACUCCAACUCGCUCAGGGGGCAUCGCUUCAAGCCCCGCCCCGGCACUACGCCCGAAGCCAUCGACGGCCGUAGAUGAUGAUGGCUGGGGUGCUGAUGCGCCCCCGGUCACCCGCACCCAACUGGAGAAGGUCCAGCCUGCAUACAAACCCACAAAGGUGAACCUGCAGCAACUCAAAUCGGAGAACCAGUCCCCCGCAUCUCGAGCACCUGCUUCGACUCAAGAAGAAGACAGGGGCAAUGUGGUUCGUGGUGCUUACCAGCCGAUCGGUAAGGUCGAUAUUGCCGCCAUCCGGCGCCAGGCCGCAGAUUCCGGCCAGUUGAAAGAUGAUCGUCCGGCUCCCGUCAAAGGAUCCUACGAACCGGUUGGGAAAGUGGACAUUGCUGCGAUCCGUGCCCGUUCACAAAACCCCGAGGGAGUGAGUGAUGGUGCUUCGCGCGUUCCUCGGAACGAGCCCACAACGCUUCCCGAAAGACCAGCGGUCAACCAGGAGGCGGAACGUCUAACCAACCUCCCAAAGCCCAAGGUUGCUAACAAGUUCGGUUCCGGUCAGUCAUUCCCCGGCACCAAACCACCCCUUCCCACCAGCCUUGGGGCGUCAUCGACCACCCCGAAUGUCCAGAUCGGGAGCGCCAGUCGAACCUUUGCAGACCAGGGAGGCAAAACUCCCGCUCAACUGUGGGCAGAAAGGAAGGCCAAGGAGCGUGAUUCUGGGCCGGCAGGUGAUGCUCUGCCGAGUCGUCCGAUUCAGAGCCAGCAAAGUGGCCACAGCGAGUGGAAGAGCGGCUACACGGGCAAAUCUUGGGCUCCAGUUCAGACGGUUCAGGAGAAGUCCGUCCCCGAGACGGCAGACGUGAAGGCUUCUGACGCUCAGGAUGCUGAGACAGCUGAGCCCUCUACCCAUGUUCAGGACGUACGCGACCAAUUCGCUCAGCCACCCACCCAGCCAGUCGCUGCUGAAGCCCCUCCCUCUGUUCCCCAGGCCAGUCGCCCUAUUCCUGUUCCUGGUUUGCCCGCUGCUCCCACUGAGCCCGUAGUGGAACAUGACGUUCAGCUAGAGCUACCCACCCCACCGCCCCAGCCACGCUCUCCCACCCCUCCGACUCCCCCUGUACGUGAUAGCUCCCCAAUUCGUGUGGCGAUGCCCGUGGGCCGUGGUGUGACCGAUUUACACGAAGAGCAGCACUCCCCGCCCCCCGUCUUACCCGUGCAAAGCCUUCAGGAGGUCGUGCCGGACGAAAAGGAUCUGGAGGACGACACUCAUGAUUUGGGCCGGGCUGCCGCUGAAGCUACCGUUGAAGCUACUGUUCCUGAACCACCAAAACAUCAAGAACAACACCAUAGUGGACUUCGCGCUGUUGUGCAGUAUGAUUAUGAAAAGGCUGAAGACAACGAAAUUGAACUCCGUGAAGGAGAAUAUGUAACUGACAUUGAGAUGGUCGAUGACGAUUGGUGGCUAGGAGUGAAUGCUCAGGGCGAACGUGGUCUAUUCCCUGGAAACUAUGUUGAGAUUUUGGAGGGUGAUCAUCUUGCUUCUACUGCCCAUGACCAAGUCGCGGAGCCUGAGCCUGAGCCCGAGCCUGUUUCCGAGCCCGUUCCUGCCCCUGUCGCCGUUUCGGAACACCCUUCUACUGCUGAAACCCAUGGCCCGACUGCAUCAGCCCUCUAUGACUACGAGGCUGCAGAGGACAAUGAACUUAGCUUCCCAGAGGGUGCUACCAUUAUGAAUGUGGAAUUCCCCGACGAUGACUGGUGGCUUGGUGAGUAUAAGGGGGCUCGGGGCUUGUUCCCGGCCAACUAUGUACAGUUGAAUGAGUAG